AUGGAUGGCACCGUCUACACCUACGUGCGUCGAACCGGUAAUCGGCAGCGGUUGCUGUUUUCAUUCCGGCUCACUCGCAAUAAGGCCCUGGAGCUUAGGGCAUUCAUUCAGGCUUACUACGCUCAGCGAAUCAAAAUGACCGACCACGAAGGUCGCGAGUGGUUAGGCAACCUGGUCAACAACCCAUUUGAGUUUGACACACCGCAAAGGGCUGCACCGGCAAUCGCACCGAUGCCUCGGGGCGAGUACCAAGCCAUUACGCUGGAGUUCGAAGGGCUCGCCACCAAUUAUGGGACGGAGCCAGUCAACAUCCUGGCGAUCCAGUGGACCCCUGACGGCCCACUGAGCCAUUAUGGUGAUCGAACGAUCAGCGGGUUCAUCCAAGGUCGCAUCCUAUCGAUCAGCCAAAUCGAUAAUGUGGUGGACGUCUCGGGUGGUGGAUACUCCGAAUCGGUUCAGAUCACCCUGGAUGACCAUGACGGGUCAAUCAAGGCGAUCCUGGACGCCCACGACGUUCACAAACGUCCUUGCUAUAUCUAUCAAUGGUUCGAGGGGCUAGACCUCUCCGAACGCUUCAUCGUGUUCCAGGGACAAGUCUCCAGCCCGAUUACUUGGCGUGAGGGUGAUCGCUCAGUCAGCUUCACAAUUGUCUCGAAGCUGGAAGAUCGAGAGAUUGGCUUCUCGGCCGAAGAAGGUGCCUUCGAAAGUAUUCCCGAGCGACUUGUAGGUCAGCCAUGGCCGAUGGUGUUUGGCACAGCCCUGGAUGUGCCGGCCCUGGCGUUGACUGAGCCUCGUUUAGGUACGAUCACCAGUGGAGCCGCCAUCCGUGACUUCACGCUACCACUUGAAAUCCAAAUGCUCACCGGCCUGUUUGUGAACAUGCAGGUGUUGCAACUGAUGUUCUUCGACCUUGCCGCUUAUGCCUUGGAGAAUGGGAACGAGGCGGCGGCUACGGAGUAUCAGGCCGAACUCUCUCAGAUUUUGAUUCGGCAGGCCGACUUAGCGAAUCAGAUCAACCAGCUUGAAGAAGAGCUAGCCGAUCAGAUCGAACAAGAGACCCCGACCUUAACCGUGUUGGGAGGUGAGAACUUUCCGCAGAAUCAGACUCUCACUAUUGAUAUUAACGAGGGUUUGUUCACUGGCUACUUCCAAGGGCAAACCUUCCAUAUCCUCUCCCGCCAGCACCCAAGAUUCGGUGAGGUGGAACAGCCGUUCGCUUACGUUACGUUCGUGAUUGACAAUCCCGGAGGGUUGCAACCACGCGAGUUGGUGCAGUACACCGAACGGAUCAUCGGUGAGAAGGCUGAUUUCUUUUUCGCCCCAGCCGGCAGUCGUGUGAAGCUGGCCUCAGGUGAGCCUCAAGACUACGUGGCCUCGAUCGUUCCGGGCAACGUGCUGAACGUCUCCGCUUACCGCGCGUUCGAAGGUGUGAAGCGGUUGGUAACAGUCCCGCCGGAACUCUACUCGGUACGGGUGGAAUCAUUCGGGAGUAUUGGGGCGGUGAUUGUUCGCCUCGAUCAGCCUCUAUCCAAUCGUGCGGGUGAGGGCUGGGAGGAUGAAAUCUAUGUGACCUUCGAGUCUUCCAUUGGCCCUAACGUGGCCGACAUCCUGGAAUACUUGAUCGCUGUGUGGACUCCAGAACUCUCAACCGACUCAUUGAGCUUUGACCACAUCCGCAGCGUGACAGCCAGCUAUCCGGCUAACUUCGCCAUCCUGGAUCGGAAGAAUGUUAUCCAGGUACUCAAGGAAAUCUCGCGGCAGGCCCGUUGUGCCAUCUGGCUCUCCGGUACAACGUUCAAAAUGCGAUACCUUCCUGAGGUUCCGGAUGCGGUGACGACCAUCACCGAAAGCGACAUCAUGCCCAAGAGCAUGGAGGUGUCGCACACUGAGACUGAGGACCUUGUUACGAAGCUCACCGCUGAAUGGCGGGAGAGCUAUGCGGCGGUCGAGCCCAAUAAGGUGAUCCUCAAGCACAAUGUGAAAAAGUACGGCACGAUGGAGUCGGUCGAGGAUUACUACAUCUACAACAGCCAAGAACUGGUGGUCAAGAGUGCCACGUUCUGGCUGAUCCGACAGGCCAAUACCUGGAAGCGGGUGAAGUUCUCCACGCCAAUCAGCAAGUUGCAACUGGAAACGCUGGAUGGGGUAGAACUAGAUUUCAACACGGGGUAUAUCGCCAAUGAGGACGUGAUUGGGAUCGUCGAGAAGGCGGACUACGAUUCGGAUCGCCAUGAAAUCGACUUCGAGGUGUGGACCCCGGUCAAGGCCGGCACGAUGGUGACCUAUGACUUCGCUUACCCGGCUGAAGUGGACCAGACACUGUUGUUCCCCACGGUGGAGGAGAUAGCCGCGGGUAACGCCGGGGGUGACGGGCCUGGCAAGAAUGCCAAUGGGCAGUUGUUACCGCCGACGUUUGCCAUUGUACCCGGGUACCGGAUUCACCAGGACUACGGAGACCCGAGACCGUCUGAUACCGGUGACGUGGCCCCACCGUUACCCACCAACUUGAUCUUGGCUUCGUUGUUCGAUCUGAACGAUCCCGGGUUGGAAACCUCCGACUACGAUCAAACGCCUUACGCCCCUGGCGUGGUGUCCACUCAGAUUGAUAUCCGUCGCACCCAGAUUGUGGACUCGGCAACCGGUGAGGCCGCAACGCUGGAUUCGUUCUUCAAUCAAGUCAAGGACGGUACGAUCCAUCUGAAGCCGUCGAUCACGAUCAGUGAUGAAACGAACGAGUCACCGUUCAACUUUGUGUACGACGCCACGAUCGGGCAGUUCGCACCGGAAGCGGCUCACCUCUAUGACGAUGAGGCGUAA
Messenger RNA from Cladocopium goreaui, 2817 nucleotides. The record is from the annotation of a GenBank genome assembly. Lineage: Eukaryota; Dinophyceae; Suessiales; Symbiodiniaceae.